GUCUAACAUGCGUGGGACAUGCAGGAUAUUGAUGGAUCACACUGUGAUCCUAUUGAGGACAUUUUCUUAACUGCUCGCAGUUGUUGGAAACAAACAGGCAGUUUUAUGCCACAGACUGACUUACAUUGCACCACCCAUUUCUCAACAUUGACGAGAGAUUUGUACUACAAACUAAAUUGUCUGAAAGAACCAAGGAACAAGCUUUAUUUGAUCUCUUUAGUGAUAGGGUACCACACGUUACAAAAGCUAAGACAGGUGAUGUUGCCUGGGAGGAUGCUGGUGUCUGGUUGAAGUCUGUCUUGCAGGUCACUGACUGGGAAGUUAGAGCGGAUGGGUCUAAAUUCUCCCCCGGCACACAUACUCUGUGUGGGCUGCGCCUGUUCAACGAGGCGUGCAUAGCUUAGAUAAUGCAAAACCAACUAAACAGAUGUUAGCGGUUUCACCCUUGUUGGCUGGUCUCCCAGACUCUCUGUGGGCUAAAGAUAAGUAUGACAUUGGGCUAAUGAGACGGGUGAAACCGCUUACCGUCACACCUAAGAGCACACACACAGAUCCAGCCGAGUCCGUAUCCUCUGAGUCAGGAGGCAAUGCAGGGGAUUACCCCUAUUAAUGCCUCAUUUGUAGAAAGAGGAGCAAUUGUGCCUUGUCCCAGACUCUCCCUGUAACACCCCCAUCCUUCCCGUCCAGAAAGUCUCAGAUGAUUGGCGUUUUGUUCAAGAUCUUAGACCUGUUAACUAUGCAGUUUAUACAAGGGCUCCUGUUGUGCCAAACCCCAUUACAGUGUUGUCUGCAGUGCCAGCGUCAGCUAAAUGGUUUUCAGUUAUUGAUCUAACAAAUGCUUUUUUUUAGCAUUUCCCGUCGCACCAGAAUCACAGUUCUGGUUCGCUUUUACGUUUCUGAACAAGCACUGGACUUGGACCGUUUGCCCAUAAGGUUAUACGGAAUCGCUGGCUGUGUUUUCUGCUGCUUUGGCGCAACAUUUUGAGGGUUUCAUACCCCCCGGGAGUAUGUUAAUACAGUAUGUCGACGACCUGUUACUGUGUUCUGAAACCAAACAAGCAUGCGAAGUAGACACCAGAGCUCUGUUAGUGUUUCUUGCUGAAAAUGGCCACAAAGUCUCAAAGAAAAAGCUGCAGCUUGUCUCUCAAUCAAUUAAGUAUCUGGGACGUGACAUUACACCAAAUGGUAGAAAAUUGGAUCUAGAACGUGUGGCUGCAAUUUUGUCUGUACCACAGCCGGUUACAAAACAACACAUGUUGACACUCACAGGAAUGGCAGGCUAUUGCAGAGCCUGGCUGCCAGACUAUGCUGAAGUUGUACAGCCUCUCUCUGAUCUCAUCCAUGGCCACAAGAUGGCGAUGAAUGACAAGAUACAGUGGACUCCUGAGGGUCUGGAGGCAUUUGACAAAUUGAAACAACUGCUAACCUCUUCUCCUCGUUUAGGUUUGCCAGAUCAUUCUAAACCAUUUAAUCUGUUUGUUUGCGAGACAAAGGGUUUCAUGUCCUCUGUUCUCACUCAGGACAAAUGGUGGGAAGCAGAGGCCUUUUGCUUACUCUCACAGGUACGUACUGCCCACCUCACUCCAGCAAGGCUGCUCCAUUAUCAAAAUGUUAGCCUGAAGCGCUGCACUGUCCUUAACCCUGCCACUCUUCUGCCAACCGAUGAUGAUGGGGACCCUCACGAUUGUGCCGUCCUUGUGGACCAGGUCUGUAAGCCCCGCCCUCAUUUAUCUGAUGUGCCCCUCAUGAAUUCUGAUUUGGAACUGUUUGUUGAUGGCUCCGCCCCAAAAUCACCUCAAGGCGAACCAUUAGUGGCUUAUGCAGUAACUAUGGCUGCCACUACCCUAGAGAGUGCUACAUUACCACCACAUCUGUCAGCCCAAGCUGCAGAAUUGUUUGCUCUUACUAGAGCAUGCAUUUUGGCUAAGAAUAAAACUGUAAUGAUUUAUUCUGACAGCAGGUAUGCGUUUGGGGUUUUGCAUGACUUUGGUACACUCUGGAAGCAACGCGGGUUCCUCAACUCAUCUGGAAAUGCUGUUGCUGAUAUGGCUGCUAAGGCAACCGCAACAUCAACUGUCUCCUCCACACUCCAAAUGGUUUCACUUCCUGUUUUUGUGAAAAACAUGUUUUCCUUACAGGAUGUCUCUGAUCUGAAAUUAGGUGCAGGGCCUGGGGAGGUGAGACAGUGGAGGAACACUAUGGGUGUUAAAAUUCCGAUCACAAAUCUGCUGUGCAGUUGUGUGAGGGCAUAUAAGUACAUGGACUGUGUCCCAAAUGGAAGCCUAUUCCCUGUGUAGUGUAAUGCAGUGCACCACUUUUGGCCAGAGCCCAUGGGGUGCACUAUUUAGGGAGUAGGGUGCCAUUUGGGCUGGAUGAUGUAGUUACUUGGAGAAAGUGACAUUGGUCACUAAAUGACAAAAACUGUAAUUUUAGGUAAUAUAAACAGUUAAAAACAUUUAACUGCAGCAUAUUGUAAAUGAUGGUGCAUUGUGGGGAAAAUUACUGUAUUUCGAAUGGUACUGUAAUUCCAUCCCACAUAAUACAUCACCAUACUGUAUCUUUGGAGCGCAAAAAAAACGUUUUACCACUAGUGUGUGCAUGGUAUUGUUGUUUCUGGCUCAUAAACAUAUUUUGAGGCAUGCCUUGUAAGAGGCUAUAGUUAUUUCACCAGUGAGUGAAAAUGCUGCACCAAUUUAACUCAUACAGCAUGUGCUUAUAGUGCCCCACCAAUUUAAAAUGUAUAAGGGACAGAUUGGAGUGGCAGCAAGUAGUGAUGGGAAACCGAGGCUUUCUGAAGGCUUCAUUGCUUUCACCAAAUUGUGCCAAAAAACAGUUAAUUACAGAGCUUCAUUCUGUUCAAAAUUCACGUUAGCGACAUCUGAUGGUCAGCAAUAUAAAGCAGCGUGUGAUUAUCAGAUAGCUGUUUUCCCCCACUGUUUUCAUACAAAUUCUGUGGAGCAACAGUACGUUGUUGGCUUUAGUAUCCUAUGAUCGUUGGAAUACCAGGUUUGCAUCUUACAUCAUGCUUCCCUUUUUUGCCUUCAAGUUUAUUUAUUUUUUUAAAUGGAAUCUAUGGCAUUAUUUAGGAUGCUUAAGACAGAAAUGUAUACUAUACUAAAUAAAACAAAUUAUUUGAACAACAAUGCAGAAAGUGUGGUUUCACAUAAAAAACAAUUCAAAGUAGUGUGUCUUCAACGGUAUUCGACCACAUAUCCUCACGUCCCUAAAUGUUCCGUAAU
This is a messenger RNA of Coregonus clupeaformis (lake whitefish), 3239 nucleotides long. RefSeq lists its product as uncharacterized. NCBI's taxonomy places the organism in Eukaryota, Metazoa, Chordata, Actinopteri, Salmoniformes, Salmonidae. The transcript has 2 exons. The coding region runs from base 1008 to 2297 and encodes 429 amino acids. The record is from RefSeq and is a predicted model, not a curated record. Gene Ontology annotation, molecular function: nucleic acid binding; RNA-DNA hybrid ribonuclease activity.